AUGGGAAUUGCAAAGGAGGUGAUUCAAAGAGCUAGAGAGAGGAACAUCUUGAAAGAUGAAGAUAUGGUCAAACCAAUGAAGACCAAACCGGAAACUCUUUCACCAAAGCCAAGGCAAACAAGGAAAUCAACACCUUCCUCUGGUGCUCAAAAGCCUAUCCCACCACCAAAGCCUCAAUCCAAACCAUCCAGUGGAGCUAAGAAGAGGAAAAAAGGGAAACCAAGAAGAUUUUAUGUGGCAACCAUUGCGGAAGUGGAGACUAAAUCAGAUGAAGCAGUGAGAGAGGUCAAGAAGAGUGCUACUACUGCCAGGGUUGUCAAGAUGCAACCAUCCGGAGAAAGUCAGCGUAGCAAGAAGCCAAGAGUUGAAGUUGAACAAUCCGACAUAACUCUUAAGCAAGUGAAGGAAACAAUAACAGAACAAGGUAAUCUCAAAUUUCUUUCUCAAUUUUAUGAUCGAUUGGAUGAGAAAGGGAAGAGAUCACUAGAAGAGGCUACAAUUGUAUAUUUGAAUAAGUAUAGCAGGGCACUUAUAGAAAUUGCAUCUGAAGUUCCUAAAAAAAUUUAUGAUAUUUUGGAUUUGAGAAAAGAAACUGCUAGAAUAGAAAAGGAGAGAAUAAGGGAAUAUGAGCUAGUGCAACUCUGUCGGGUAAUUGCCAAGACAAAAGUUGACAAAAUUCUUAAAGAAAAUAAAGAAAGAUUUAGAAGCAAAACCAAAGUAAACAAAAUAAUGAUUGGGAAGAAUGAGGAUGUACACAAGGAGACACAGGAAAUUUUGAGGGAAAUACUUAAAAAGUAUGAGUAUGAUGUAGUUCCUGAGAAAUCUCAAGAAAUUGUUCAAAAGUCUAUUCCGAAAGUCCUUGAAAUGCCACCCAUAGGAGAUGGGCCAAAAACUGCAAAACCAGAUGAACAGACAAAUGAACAAGUUACUGUUGCAGAUGAUAUUGAUGACAGUCAGAAUAUUGUAGACUCAGGUGAAGCAGCCCAAAAUCCUUUAGUCAUGACUGUUGAAUUAGAGAAGAAAGUUGAGGAGGUUGGUAAUGAGAAGGGAGAGGAUACAAAGAUGGAAGAGAAGGAGAAGGAUGAAGACAAGGAUGAACAGGUUCUAAUGACAAGAGACACUAUGGAAUCUGAAAAAGGGCAAGCAAAUAAUAAGCAACAAAAAUCUCAUCCAAGGAACUAUAAAUCUUAA
This is a messenger RNA of Cryptomeria japonica (Japanese cedar), 1191 nucleotides long. RefSeq lists its product as uncharacterized. Bases 1 to 1191 code for a protein of 396 amino acids. The record is from RefSeq and is a predicted model, not a curated record. Lineage: Eukaryota; Viridiplantae; Streptophyta; Pinopsida; Cupressales; Cupressaceae. The transcript has a single exon.